ACGCGGAAGUCUUGGCAACAUUUAACGGGCUCGUGGUAAACUUUGGUGGAAAAUGUCACAUCACGGUAUCAAGAAAAGAAAACUGGACAGGAGCACAGAGGAUUACAUGUACUUUGACAGCUACUCCGAUGUUACCAUUCACGAGGAAAUGAUCGCGGACACCGUGCGCACUAACGCGUACAGAACGGGCAUUUUUAAAAACAGUAAGUCGAUAGAAGGGAAAGUGGUGCUGGAUGUGGGAGCCGGUACCGGUGUUCUCAGUUUAUUUUGUGCCCAGGCUGGUGCCAGGAAGGUUUAUGCUGUAGAAGCGAGCUCGAUCGCCGAUCAGGCUGUAAAAAUAGUCAAACUGAAUCAGAUGGAGGACAGGAUCGAUGUUAUUAAAGGGACACUAGAGACGAUCGAUUUACCCGAGCAGGUGGACGUGAUUGUCAGCGAGUGGAUGGGCUAUGCGCUUCUUCACGAAUCCAUGUUAAAUUCUGUGCUCUUCGCCCGGGACAAGUGGCUAAAACCCGGUGGCCUUAUAUUACCGUACAAAGCGGAUCUCUACAUCGCCCCCUUAAACGAUAUGGUGGUGGAGGGCCGAUUGAACUUUUGGAGCACUGUUAAGGCACAGUACGGCGUGGACAUGUCCUGCAUGACUGACUUUGCACGUAAGUGCAUCAUGAACAAAGACAUCACUGUGAAUCCGGUGACGGUGGAGGACGUGCUCUCCCAUCCGUGCAAGUUUGCCGAGUUGGAUUUACGCACGGUCACGCUCGAGCAGCUCAACGAUGUGCGGGGCGUGUACAAAUGCGCGUGCUUCGGCUCGUCCUCCAUCCACGCGUUGUGCGUCUGGUUCAGUGUCACGUUCCCAGCGGAGGAGAAGGCCCUGGUGCUCUCCACGUCUCCAUUCAAACCGGAGACGCAUUGGAAACAAGCUGUACUGUAUUUGGAUGAACCAGUGGAUGUGAUGCAGGACACUUUAGUAGAGGGGGAGAUCAGCUUGUACCCCUCUGAGAAAAAUUCAAGGCACAUAUGCAUCCGUUUGGACUAUUCCAUAGGCGACCAUAAAAAGCGCUCCAAAACGUUUUCUAUUCCUGAUCAAUAUUUAGAAGUGUAACAGAAUUGCCUGUUUUAAGUUAUUUGUUUCCUCCGCAAACGUUCAUCAUAAAUAUGUACACCACUUGGAAACUGAAAAAU
Paramisgurnus dabryanus is the source of this 1179-nucleotide messenger RNA. RefSeq names its product protein arginine methyltransferase 6 (gene prmt6). Gene Ontology annotation, biological process: peptidyl-arginine methylation, to asymmetrical-dimethyl arginine; chromatin remodeling. The record is from RefSeq and is a predicted model, not a curated record. NCBI's taxonomy places the organism in Eukaryota, Metazoa, Chordata, Actinopteri, Cypriniformes, Cobitidae. Gene Ontology annotation, molecular function: histone methyltransferase activity; protein-arginine N-methyltransferase activity.